AUGACUGACAAUGGAAACGUUCAGAGGAGAGCAUAUUCAUGGAAUAACGACUUCAAUAUAGUCUACGUUGACAAUCCUGUUGGGUCAGGAUAUAGUUUCACCGAAAAUGACGCUGGUUAUGCCCAAAAUUAUGAUGAUGUUAACCGAGACUUAUAUGAAGCUCUGAGACAGUUGUAUAAACUCUUCCCUCAGUUUGAAAACUUGCCACUUUAUAUAGCUGGUAGUUCGUAUGCGGGCAGAUUCGUUAUAAGCUUGGGUUACAAAAUCCAUAAGACCCAAGAGGAAGCAACAAAAGCCGGCACUAGACCCCCGGUGAACAUCAAACUCGGUGGACUGGCUAUGGGAAAUGCCUUCAUUGAUCCUAUCACCCAAAUUGACUAUGGAGACAACCUCUUCGGAUUAGGACUGAUCGACGAAGAUGGACUUGCAAACUUCAAAAAACUGGAAGCUGAAAUACGCGCAUGCAUCGAAAGGAACGAUCAUGCUUGCGUAACUAGAGUAUCUGAAAGACUUUGGACAAACCCGUUGAGCAGUACUGACGGAACUAUCAUUGAAGAUCUUACUGGGUACAGGUUCUUGUUCAAAUUCGUGGUAACAGAGCUAGACACGGCUUUAUCCUAUGCUUGGUUGAACUUCGUCCAACAACCUAGCACUCGGAGGGCCAUCCACGUUGGUAAUGGUAGCUUUCUUCUUAUCAUACUAAAGCCGACACCUUAG
Hermetia illucens (black soldier fly) is the source of this 717-nucleotide messenger RNA. Its product is annotated as vitellogenic carboxypeptidase-like. The transcript has a single exon. Gene Ontology annotation, molecular function: serine-type carboxypeptidase activity. Gene Ontology annotation, biological process: proteolysis. The coding region runs from base 1 to 717 and encodes 238 amino acids. The record is from RefSeq and is a predicted model, not a curated record. Lineage: Eukaryota; Metazoa; Arthropoda; Insecta; Diptera; Stratiomyidae.